UCGAACCCGGGCUCAGACAUGUUUUUUACUUUUUUACAAAACUCCCAUUUUAAAUGUUUUGGCUAAGCUUCAUAUCUUAACUUGGCAGAGUUUAGUUUCAGUUUUUGUUCAGAUUACCCCUUCAUCAAAUUUGAAUAGUAGUUCUGUUUUCACUGAAUUGCAGUGUUUCAUUACCAAUCUUCAAAACUAUGUAUGUUCAGACAAUUUCAUCUCCAAACUAUAAGUUUAACUCCAUAAAUCUUUCACCUUCAGCUCAAUUCCUAAACCCCCAAAGUUCAAAACUUGGGCACAAUUACCCAAUUUACAAAUCUGGGUUUUGCAAUUUAGUGAAAAGGGUAUCUGAAACACCAAUGUUCUUAAAAAUCCGUGGUGGUUCAAUUGGGAUUAGAUGUGAUGGCUCAUUUGGGAAAGAUGAGAAAGACAAUGAGAAUAGGUUUUAUAUGAGAAGAGCUUUGGAGCUUGCUAAGAAAGCUACUGGGUAUACUAGUCCUAAUCCACUGGUUGGUUGUGUUAUUGUCAAUGAUGGGAAGAUUGUUGGUGAAGGGUUUCAUCCUAAAGCUGGUCAACCUCAUGCUGAGGUCUUUGCUCUAAGGGAUGCUGGAGAUUUGGCAGAAAAUGGGACUGCUUAUGUGACUUUGGAACCAUGUAACCAUUUUGGGAGAACACCUCCAUGUAGUGAAGCACUGAUUAAAGCAAAGGUGAAAAAUGUUGUGGUUGGGAUGGUGGAUCCAAACCCCAUUGUAGCUUCUAAGGGAGUGGAUAAACUAAGAGCUGCAGGAAUUGAUGUAACUGUGGGUGUUGAAGAAGACAUGUGCAAGAAGCUUAAUGAAGGUUAUAUCCAUCAAAUGCUAACAGGCAAGCCCUUCGUGACACUAAGAUGCACACUUUCAGUUGAUGGUAAUUUGACAGAUCAACUUGGGGAAGAAGUAGUGGCACCAGGUGGAUACUACUCAAAAUUAUUGCAAGAAUAUGAUGCAGUUAUACUAUCUUCUACACUAUUGGCGCAGACAUCUUCACUUCCUUUGUCUAAUGAACCUGGAGCCAAUCAACCUCUUAAGAUUGUAAUAGCAAAAUCUUCCAGUUCUCAGUUUCAGAUCCCCGUUUCCCCCAAUGAAUUAACUUCCAAAGUAAUAGUAUUUUCUGACAAAGAGAUGGAUGUGGGAUCUCAAACAGCCCAACAAGGUAUUGAAACUGUUGUUUUAGAAAAGAUAAGCUUACUUGCCAUCCUUGAGUACUGCAAAGGUUUAGGACUGUGCAGCGUUUUACUGGAUUUGAGAGGUGAUGUUCAUGAGCUUGAAGAGACACUGAGAGAGGGUUUUGAGCUCAGUUUGAUACAGAAGGUUCUGGUGGAAGCAUUGCCAGAAUGGGAUAUAAGCAAAGAAGAAGUAUUGCCAGUGACACUAAAGAAUCUAGGGAAAGGGCUAAAGCUGAAGAAUUUAGUGUCACACAUUUCCGGAAAGAUUUUAUUGAUAGAGGGAUACUUCUGAUGGAAAUGACUAUUAUACCUAGGGAAAGAUGAACAAUAAGGCUUGACAGUCUAUGGUGUCGCAAGAUUGGCACACAUCAACAUGAAGAAUAUUGAUCGCAUCGUCUGAUAAAGAGAGCUUGUAAUUGCAUUGACCAUCAUCAGAAGACAAUCCAAAAUCUUUGAUUUAUUCAGAUGUUUUGUUUAAGUGGUUUCA
Daucus carota subsp. sativus is the source of this 1682-nucleotide messenger RNA. Its product is annotated as riboflavin biosynthesis protein PYRD, chloroplastic. Gene Ontology annotation, molecular function: zinc ion binding; diaminohydroxyphosphoribosylaminopyrimidine deaminase activity. The record is from RefSeq and is a predicted model, not a curated record. Gene Ontology annotation, biological process: riboflavin biosynthetic process. The transcript has 3 exons. Bases 189 to 1487 code for a protein of 432 amino acids. Lineage: Eukaryota; Viridiplantae; Streptophyta; Magnoliopsida; Apiales; Apiaceae.